Cyprinus carpio (common carp) is the source of this 6260-nucleotide messenger RNA. RefSeq names its product tyrosine-protein kinase Fer-like. Gene Ontology annotation, molecular function: non-membrane spanning protein tyrosine kinase activity; ATP binding. Gene Ontology annotation, biological process: cell adhesion; Fc-epsilon receptor signaling pathway; chemotaxis. NCBI's taxonomy places the organism in Eukaryota, Metazoa, Chordata, Actinopteri, Cypriniformes, Cyprinidae. The record is from RefSeq and is a predicted model, not a curated record. The transcript is spliced from 20 exons. The coding region runs from base 525 to 2993 and encodes 822 amino acids.
CCACGAGUGUGUUCAUCGAGCUAACAGAGGAAAUAGCGCCACCUCCUGGACAUUCACAGAAUUACUCUGAACACAGACGGGUGUUUGGUGUCAAGACUCGAGACGGACAGACAUCUGCUGAUCAUUCAUUUAAUCUCAGCGCACUCUGCGUAUGAGGGGGUGACUGGUUCUUUAGUUUUGUAAAGUAACUCAGAAGAGUAUAAAACUAAGCUAUUCAAUCUCCUCGGCAGUUGAGUAUAUUAGACAAGAGCGGCUCUGCAGCAGCCCUCGUGUUAAUGACCAUAAAAUGAACACCUCUCUUUCUUCUGCUUAGAAAUAAUGAGCUUUCAGCGCUGGAGCUGAGCGGAAACCCCUCCCGAGUCCCAAACUCAACUCCUCCAACCCCAGUCAAAGAAAAGAGGAAUACCGAGGAAUCAGGAAACACGGACAAAUACCACAAUACACCUUUACACAGUAACAAUGCAGACCUGAGCAGCACCCCCCACUGAUCGAGAGAUAGAGAGAGCACGUGCCUUGCGAGCAAGAUGGGGUUCGGCCGGGACCUGCGCAACUCCCACGAGGGUCUGGUGAAGCUGCAGGACUGGGAGCUGAAGCUGCUGGAGACGGUGAAGCGCUUCAUGACCCUGCGGGUGAAGAGCGAUAAGGAAUAUGCAUCGCUCCUGCUCAACAUCAGUCAGCAGGUGGACAAGCAUGACAACAACUCUCAGAUCCACUACGUCAGUACGGUCUCCAAGUCGUGGACUCACAUGGUUCAGCAGACGGAGCAGUUAAGCAAGAUUAUGAAGUGCCACGCUGAAGAACUCAACUCAGGGCCUCUCCACCGCCUCACAAUGAUGAUAAAAGACAAGCAGCAGGUGAAGAAGAGUUACCAAAGCCUCCACCAGCAGAUCGAGUCUGAGAUGCACAAGGUAACUAAAAACGAUCUUGAGAAGUUGAAAUGCACCUACAGGCAGUUAACAAAGGAUGCUGUUUUAGCAAGAGACAAAUACAAGGAGGCUGUUAUAAAAGGCAAAGAGACUGAAAAAGCCCGCGAGCGAUAUGACAAAGCCACCACAAAGCUGCAUAACCUGCACAACCAGUAUGUGCUAGCGGUGAAAAGCGCACAGCUGCAUCAGGAGCACUAUCAUGAGACUGCACUGCCUCUGCUGCUGGACUCCCUGCAGAAGAUGCAGGAGGAGAUGAUCAAUGCACUUAAGGGGAUUCUGGAGGAGUACAGUGAAAUCACCAGCCUGUUAACAGAUGAAAUAGUGAAGGUCCACAAAGAAAUACACACCUCCAUCGACCAAAUCGAUCCACUGUCAGAGUAUGACAGCUUUAUCGACGUUUAUAAAUCACCAGAAGCCAAAGAACCAAUUGUAGAAUUUGAUGCAGCGCUAUUAGAAGAAACUGAGAAUCUUCAAGCAAAUGAGAUUCUGUGGAAUAAUUUGACAGCAGACAGUUUACAGGCAAUGCUGAAGUCCACCUCAGAGGAUCUGCUCCUAACACAGCAGAGUCUGCGCAGCAAAGAGGACCUCAUGCUGGACCUGGAGAACAAACUCGAGGAAUCUACCAAAACCUUUGAGAAGAAAUCAGAUGUGGUGUUGUUACUCAGUCAGAAGCAGUCUCUGGAGGAGUUGAGACAGACGGUCCAGCUGCUGCGCUGUUCCGAGGCCAAACUCAUGGCACAGAGGGAACUACUAGAACAGAAGAUGCAAGAGAACGAGGGCAAAGAACCACCGCCUGUUGUCAAUUAUGAAGAGGAUGCCCGCUCAGUCAACUCAAUGGAUAAAAGCAAAGACAAGGUAUCGAAGUUUGACACCCUCAGACACUCCAUCGCUGGAAUCAUCCGCUCGCCCAAGUCUGUACUGGGCUCUUCAUCAUUUUUUGAUGUGAUACCCACUAGUGAGAAACCGCUGAGCGAGCAAGAGUGGUAUCACGGUGCCAUUCCCAGGACAGAGGCCCAGGAGCUGCUGAAGCAGCAGGGAGACUUCCUGGUGCGCGAGAGCCACGGCAAACCUGGAGAAUAUGUGCUGUCUGUGUUCUCAGAUGGACAGCGCAGACAUUUCAUCAUUCAGUUUGCUGAUAAUCAGUACAGAUUUGAAGGCACUGGCUUCCCCACCAUCCCACAGCUCAUAGAGCAUCAUUACACAACUAAGCAAGUCAUCACCAAGAAAUCUGGGGUCGUGCUCCUGAACCCUGUCAUAAAGGAUAAGAAAUGGAUUCUCAAUCAUGAGGACGUCAUUCUUGGAGAACUCCUUGGGAAAGGAAAUUUUGGUGAGGUUUUCAGAGGAACGCUGCGAGAUAAAACCCUGGUGGCCGUGAAAACUUGUAAGGAAGAUCUACCACAAGACCUCAAGAUAAAGUUCCUCUCAGAAGCCAGGAUCCUGAAGCAGUACGAUCACCCCAACAUUGUGAAGUUAAUAGGCGUCUGUACCCAACGGCAGCCCAUUUACAUAGUAAUGGAGCUCGUACCAGGCGGGGACUUUUUAUCAUUCUUAAGAAAGAAAAAAGAGGACCUCAAGACAAAGCAACUGGUAAAGUUUGCAUUAGACGCUGCUGCCGGAAUGGCAUACCUGGAGCUGAAGAACUGUAUACACAGAGAUCUGGCUGCUCGCAACUGCCUUGUGGGAGAGAACAAUGUGCUGAAGAUCAGUGAUUUUGGGAUGUCCCGCCAGGAGGACAAUGGCAUCUACUCCUCAUCAGGACUGAAACAGAUCCCAAUCAAGUGGACUGCACCGGAAGCACUGAACUAUGGGAGAUACAGCUCAGAGAGUGAUGUGUGGAGUUAUGGGAUCCUCCUGUGGGAAACCUUCAGUCUAGGAGUGUGCCCACACCCGCACAACAAAAAACAACACUCUAGAAAACAUCUAAAAAAAGGUUACAGAAUGUCCUGCCCGCAGAAGUGUCCAGAUGAGGUGUACAGGAUCAUGCAGAGAUGUUGGGAGUACAAGCCUGAGAAUCGACCCAAAUUUGUCGACAUUCAGAAAGAACUGGCCUCGGUCAAGAAAAAAUAGCCUUUAAUGAGGCCAAACUCAUACUUCACAUCCAGGUGAUCCCUAAUCUGCAGAGAGAAACACAACGAAUGUUUCACCCUCCAAAUGACAUGCAAUUACUGUGUGAACUGCCUAUGCACCAGCUGUUUUGAGCCAUUAGCAUGGAGAGAGAGGUCUCAGCUUUGCUCUGAUGUCAAAAUUAUGCAGAUUUCCCCCAUUUUUUUGGUAACUGAGCAACAGUUAAGCUACGACAGACAGCACAUAAGAUGUAUUAAGUGUAUUCAGUAUGCCAUUGAGUAUUCCUGUGUACUCACAAGUGAAAAAGAGGGGGUUGUUCACCCAAAAAUGAAAUUCUGUCAUCAUUUGCUCACCCUUAUGUUGUUCCAAACCUGCAGAACUUUUCUUUCUUCUCUAGAACACACACACACACAAAAAACAUUUUGAAAAGUGUUUUUGGUCCAAUCAGUAAGGGUUUGUUGGGUCCAAUGUUGUUUUAUACUCGUUUCACAUUCUUCAAAAUAUCAUUUUUUGUGUUCUCCAGAGGAAAGAAAAAGUCAUGCUGGUUUGGAAGAACGUGGGUGAAUAAAUGAUGACAAUGUUCAUUUUUGGGGAACUAUCCCUUUAAACAUGGAAAUGAAUGUGUGAAGAUGGACUGUUUGUCCACCCAAUGACAAUAUUGCUUUUUCUUUUUUUAAAAGUCCUAAAACCUAAUGGUUCGGGGAGUUUUAUAGUCAAGCCAUUUUAUGCCAUUUUUAUGUUACUGGAGUAAUAGGACCUUUUUGUGGGGAAAAAAAUACAGGUGUUUGUCAGUCACACAUAAUAACAUCACAUCCUUAAGACGUUCACUGAGUGAUAUUCCAGCGUUUCAGCACUCCUCAAGCAAUGAGACCAAAUGCAUAGAUUUACCUAAGUGCAAUUUAUAACAACAAAAAUAGUAUACUGCAGUCAGGUGGCAUUCUGCCAGGCUGCUUUGUAUGGACACUGCAUCAAUCUACAGUUUACAAGCUCUCCAAAUACUUCAACCUCACACCUCUUCAUGGUAAAAGUCAUAUUCGAUGUUUAAAGUCAUAGUUCAGAAUAAAAAAAAAAAGUCAACUGUCAUAAUUUGCUCAUUCCCAUGCCUUUCUGAUUGCUUCAUGAUUUUCGUUUCUUCUGUAGAACACAAAAGAAGAAAUUUACUAUAAUGUUCCUGCUGCUCUUUUCCAUACUGCAAAAGAAAAUGGUUACCGGAGCCCUUGCGCUUCAAAAAGCACCAGAAAAUAUCAUAAAAGUGGACUAUAUGACUUUUGCAGUAUAUUUCAGAUCUGCUGAGGACACAAAUUGCCGUUCACUGAAAAUCUCUCACUCCACUGUAGCUUUCAGUUCUUGUUUGUGGUUUGUACAUAUAUAUAGAUAAGUAAUGUGAAGGUACGACAACACGUUUAAGGAUACCCAAAUCCCAUUCAUUGUCACAAGCAAAUAUCAAAUGAAAAGAUUCUGUCACACAGAGCGAAAAAAGUCAAAUAGACAGCUUUUCUGAUACUUUUAUGGUACUUUUUGUAGCUUGACAGUCCUAGUGACUUUCAAUGUAUGGAAAAGAGCAGAUUGCCUUCAAAACAUCAGAUAGAAACAAAGAAAAUCAUACAAAUUUUGACAGAAACGAUCUCUUUAUAUUUACAAUGUUGCCAUGUAGCAUAUUAGAAGUCACCAAAAGCUCUGUCCAAAACUGACUGUGUUUUAUGUUGUUGGUUUUUUUCUUCAGUAACCAGCAACCAAAGCCAGUCACAAGCAUGUUUAUUUGUAUCUAUGCCAUUGUCUUGGAUUGUGAUGUUCUUGUGCUAUUUUACGAUCAGGUUUUCUCAAGCAGACAACCCUUGACCUACACAAGUAUUCCAGGUUUGGUUAGACCGUGAUGUGUUUUGUAUUAAGAAUUUCCCAGGUAGUUUCCCGCCAUUUUUGUCAAGUGCCAUUUUCUUUCCAUGCAUAUGUACCCAAGCUCCACCGGAGCAACUUCUCGUUCCCGAGUCACAUAAAUUUGUCAUUCCAUUUCCACAAAAAUGGAAUAGUGGUUUCUUCAAGGUUUACUCUAUCAAAGCAUUGCUUUUGUAUUUUGUAAAUACUUUUUUGUAGAUUGAGUAAUGUAAUUUUGUAGGUGUUUGGUUUUUCACUGCAAAACUAAUGAUAUUAGAAUGUGGAUGUCUGUCAGGAAGAUGCGUCAACUUUCAGCUAUAAUAGUAGCGAUGAAGACCCAGAUCAAUACUGCUCUAAUAUUUGCACAUUUGGAAUAUGUAAAGAGGGUCCCAUAGCAUUGACUGUGCUUCUUUCUAGUCUGCAAAAUCUUUUUUUUUUUUCUUCACGUUGUUGCUAUCACGAAUGCAGCAAAAAGUCAACAGAGUUUGACAUGCAAUAAAAUGCAUGCGCCAGUCAUGCAAAACUGGUGACAAUUUACACAAAGCUACUGUAUAAUAGUUUGGAUUUGUAACCUUGCAUGAUUCGCCAGUGGGUUCAGAUCAAAAUUAUUAUUUUUAUCUUAUUUUUAUUUUUUUUGGUGAAGCUGAGCUUACAUCAAUUAAACUACUGGUGAGUGAGCUCUUCUGUUUUUUUUUUUAAACAUCAAAGCAAUUAUCCCUAUAGUGUGUUGUUUGAAAUAUUAUUCUAGCAUUUUAAUCUUUUGCUUUUUUUGUACCAUUCACUAUAAUUCCUACAGUCAAGUGUAUUAAAGCAAACGCCAGUAUUGUGUCUCACAUUAUAUUGAAAUCGGUGUUACUCCGAGACAUUAGAUGCCCUUUCCCAUGUCUGACUUGCACAGAGUGCUCAUGUAAACUUCCAUCAGAAAAAUGGCUUGUUUUGUUAGAGCAGCGAUUAGUCUUUUCAAAGUCCUUAACAAUAAGCCAAAGUUUCUGUUGUCAUUCGGAUUGGCAAUUCUUCCUUCCAUGUGCUGGACUAUUUAUUAUUGUGAUGGAAACACUUAAUGUAUUGAUUGCACUUUUGGCCUUUUUAUGCUUUAACAUGAUCUCCUAAUAUAAAACGGCAUAAAAUUGCUGUUUCAGGAAAUGAUCGUUCCAUGAACAAAAGUAGAAAAGCAACACUGGACUAAUGCUUUUAGAGAUUUUCACCCCUGCCGACUGAAAGAGGAAAUAUGAAAAGUGAAAUGGUUGACAUUUAGAAGGCUUGAUUCCUUGGUUUCCAUGUAGUUUUCUUUCAUCUGUCUGUGUUUGCUCAUAACACCUCUCUGAUGGACAUUCAACUAUAACGAUGUCUGCUCAUUGUUUAUAUUGUACACUUACAAUAAAGUUUGGAGUCUUUGAA